CUGCAGCCACUGUGUUUUGAUUUGCUCCGCAAAUCACACCAGCGAUCUGUGCAGCCACUCUGGCUCCAGAGUUUCUAGAAGGAAGCGGAGCUGUCGCGCGCCUCCAUCCACCCUCGGCUCCAGGCGGGGCUUGCCGAUGGGUGUGGUGCCUCGCGUAGGAAGUUGACUUCAUCUGUGACUGUACUGCAUGUUGAAUGAAUCGUGACGGCAACCCGAGAGGGACUGUAACUCCAAGUGGCAUGGACAUAUAGUGAAGACUGCUUUUAUCAUUCUUAUUAUUAUUGUAAUUAUUUUCUGUCUUAUUAUUUGGCAUCUGUGAAAGGUUGAAGGUGUCAGCUCUCUCGGAUCAAGAGCAAUGGGUCUCCUGCAGCUGCUGAAAUCCCAGUUCUUGUGCCACCUGAUCAUCUGCUACGUGUUCCUGGUCAGCGGCAUCAUCAUCAACCUGCUGCAGAUCUGUACUUUACCGCUGUGGCUGGUCAACAAGCAGCUGGCCCGCAGGAUCAACAUCAGACUGGGCUACUGCAUCAGCAGCCAGAUGGUAGCUGCCCUGGAGUGGUGGUCUGGAACAGAAUGCACGCUAUACACAGACCCAAAGAGUUAUCCACUGUAUGGAAAUGAGAACGCCAUUGUAGUUCUCAACCACAGUUUUGAGAUAGACUUCCUGUGUGGCUGGACCUUCUGCGAGAGGUUCGGAGUUCUUGGGAGCUCAAAGGCGUUAGCCAAAAAAGAGCUGAGUUAUAUACCUAUUAUUGGCUGGAUGUGGUACUUCCUGGAGAACGUUUUCUGCAAGAGGAAGUGGGAGGAAGACCGAAGGACGGUGGCUGAGAGUCUUCAGAACCUGCACGAUUACCCAGAACACUUCUGGUUUUUGCUUUACUGUGAAGGCACACGCUUGACACCGAAGAAGCACCAGAUCAGCAUGCAGGUGGCUGAGAGCAAAGGUUUACCCAAGCUGAAGCAUCAUCUCCUGCCCCGGACCAAAGGAUUCUGGGUGACUGUCCAGAACCUCAGAGGAACCGCUGCAGCUGUUUAUGAUUCCACGCUGAACUUCAGAGACAACGAAUCACCGAACCUGCUCGGCAUUCUCAACGGGAAGAAAUAUCACGCGGACCUGUAUGUGAGGAGGAUCCCUCUAGAGCUGAUCCCAGAGGAUGAAGCAGAGUGUGCUGCCUGGCUCCACAAGCUCUACCAGGAAAAGGACGGCUUUCAGGAGCACUACGCACAGACAGGGCGUUUCCCCAGCCCUGUAGUGAGCCCUCCCCGCCGACCCUGGUCUUUGAUCAACUGGCUCUUCUGGGCCUGCUUGCUCCUCUACCCGCUAGGCCUGCUUUUCUCUGAGCUGAUCAGCUCUGGAUCAGUGCUGACCAUCUUAGUGUCCGUGGCUCUCUGCUCUGCAGCUUCGCUGGGAGUUCGCUGGAUGAUUGGCCAGACUGAGAUUGACAGAGGCUCAGCCUAUGGCAAUAAGGAGGUUCCUCUGAACAACAACUAAAGCCUCCCGACCUCCUCACAGCUGCUUCUUUGCACAGCCACUAAUAUGCAAGACUGCCAGCAGUACAACGUGCAAACACCAGUCUGACAGGAUCUGCUGGCCUGACAAGCACAGACCUGAUUUAAAGCAUACUGCAGACACCCAGUCUAAGCGGUAUGCUGAAGAAGCUCCAGAUGUAAGACCAUGAAACUGGGCCGUGGUGGGCAGCUUCCCUUGGGAAACGUGCGAUAAGAACGUGUGGCAUUAGAAAUAUGGCUUUACUACAUUCUCCUCAAAUCAAAGUGUAAAUAUAAUAAUGUAAUAUUUUCACUGGUAACUGAAAUUCAACCAGGUGAAAAAUGGACUACCUCUGUCAAUGUAACAUAAACUAUAAAUGGCUUUUUCUUGGUGGAAGAAAAUAAACUU
Messenger RNA from Chelmon rostratus (copperband butterflyfish), 1894 nucleotides. It is a transcript of the gene agpat4, whose product is annotated as 1-acylglycerol-3-phosphate O-acyltransferase 4 (lysophosphatidic acid acyltransferase, delta). Lineage: Eukaryota; Metazoa; Chordata; Actinopteri; Chaetodontiformes; Chaetodontidae. Gene Ontology annotation, cellular component: endomembrane system; mitochondrial outer membrane. The transcript is spliced from 9 exons. The record is from RefSeq and is a predicted model, not a curated record. Bases 356 to 1489 code for a protein of 377 amino acids. Gene Ontology annotation, molecular function: 1-acylglycerol-3-phosphate O-acyltransferase activity.